CAAUUUGCGAAUAACUUGUCUACAAUAGCGUUACGUGACACUGACUUGCAUUUCACAAGGCUUAUUUUUGCAAAUUCACACAAUAUUAUGGUUACAGCUAUUUAUAUAUACCUUACUGAAUUAAUGUAAAGACAAACGGACGAUUAUGCUCAAUACAAUGGACCAAUUCAUUAAUACAAUUCAAUAGUUACCUAACCAAACCUUACGUAGAUUUUGAAACGUCAAGUUCUACAGAAAAUUUCUAGUGAUUGAACUCACUUUUUCAUUACGUCAUUAUCAACUGAUAGCACAAUAGAACACGAAUAUCCUGAACUUAAGCAGAAAACAUGAAGUGGUUUAAAGGUAGCAUCAAUGAAGCAGUGGCAACAUCAAAAUCAAGGAAAGCAAUUUUUGUCGUUUUCAUUGAAGGUAAAGAUGACACAUCUGCACAAGUCGCUGAAGCAAUCAAUGCUACAGAAGUUUCUUGCCGCUUGGAACAGGAAGAUUUUGUAGCAAUUCGAUUGGAAAGUGGAUCUGAAACCUACAGAUUCUUUGCUCAGAUUUAUCAACUGGUACCUGUACCAUCCCUAUUCUUCAUUGGUGAAAAUGGUGCACCUUUGGAAAUUAUUGCUGGCACCACAACAGCAGCUGAUUUAGCUACUAAAAUUGACUUAGUUUUAACAAAAGUAGGAAAAAAUAAAAAUGCAUCUGUCAAUCUGAUAGAUGCAGAACAAAAAGCUACUGUGGCCAGUUGUGCUACUGAUGCUAAUAUGAAAAUUGACGUAGAUAAAAAUAAUGAUAACAUACCAAAAUCAAGCAGAGAAGCACCAUUAACUCAAGCUACAUCAGAGGAUAAGGAUAAUAAUGUAAUUAAGAACGAUAUUAAGGAAGAACCAUCCACAAGCUUAAAAACUAGCGAACCAUCAGAACCAGUCAAUGAAACAAAGGAGACACCUACUAAAGAACUAACACCAGAAGAAAAACUAAAAAAAGCACAACAGCUAAUAGAAUUACAAAGAAAACAGCGUAUCGAAGAGGAGGAAAUGAAAAAUAGACAAAGUGAAAUAGAACGUCGUAAAAUCGGUCGUGACAUACAAAAAAUGCGGCAAAAACAGCAGGAUCUAGAAAUGAAACAAGCUUACGAAGAGAGAAUGAAAGAGAGAGCUGCUGAUGCAGCAGCUCGGGAGAAAGUUUUACAACAAAUUGCUCAGGAUAAAUUAGAGAGAAAACAAAAAGAAUUAGCAAUGCAGCAGCAACAAGGACAACAACAAGGACAGCAACAAAGUCAACAACAAAGUAAUAACUCAGAACCAUCUGAACCAUCGAUAUCUACGGCAACUGUCAGUAGAAUACAAUUCCGAUUGCCAUCUGGCAAUCCUUAUAUCGCGCAGUUUGAACCAUCAAGUACUUUGCGUGAUUUGCGUACUUACGUUGUUCAGAAUAUUAAUUUACCAUUCCGUCAAUUUGCGAUGUCUACCUCCUUUCCAAGACGGGAAUUAAUGCAUGAAGAUGAUGAUAAAACUCUUUUAGAAUUGGAACUGGUUCCUACAGCAGUUAUCCUAAUCCUGCCUUUGAAAAACUCGACCGUUACAACAACUGUGACAUCUACACAAGAUGUUGGUAUUUUACCACGGUUCGUUUGGUCCACUUUUUCAAUUUUCACAGCUGUGUACUAUUACGUGAUAGGAUAUUUUACCGGAGGUACACGCAAUAAAACACCGAAAAAACCAAAUAACUCUACUGAAAAUAACGAUUCAGAAGACAAAGCAGCUGGUACAGUUAAAAAUCUUCAGAAUGUUGCCAGUUCAUCAGGUUUGGUUAGAAGAUAUUUGGGUAAUCAAGGAAGUACAACCAUCAAAACUGAAGGAAAUGUACAUAGACUACAAUCAGGUGGGGAUGAUAAUGAUGAGAAUAAUACAUGGAAUGGUAAUUCAACGCAACAAAUGUAGAUUAUUAUAAAUCAAUAAAGUUCUAAUGAGCUUUACUUUGUUUCACUAAUCAGAAUUUUAGAUAUGCAACAGAAACGAUAUCUUCGAUAAAAAGUAUAUUUUAUUAAACUUUUAUAUCUUUCUGUUCUGUCGCACUGCAAUUAAGUGUUACGUUACAAUCACGAUAUCAAUUAUCAAUUACGAUAACACGUUAGGUACGAAUCAUUUUAUUUAAACAGGAAAGUUUACUUAUCACCUUAUUAAAUAUUAAAUCGAUAAUAUACUUUAAUAAGUUGCAAAUGAUAUAAGGACCAAACGCAGUUUUCCAACUACUAUAUGACAGAUAAGCAUACAUCCUGAAAAGGAUAUGGAAUAUACAUCCUUAUAUUCGUAGUACGAGUAUUGAACUUAUUAUGGGUUUUAAGUUAUAUUAUACAUGCUUUGAGAUUUCCUCUUAAAAUAAAAAUUAUUUUGUUCUAUCACAUUAAUCAAAGUUACGAUAUAUUUUCGAGUAACAAGAAUUGUACUAAGAAUAGUGAUCACGUUACGUUUUAUUUUAC
Molecule: messenger RNA, 2467 nt
Organism: Bombus impatiens (common eastern bumble bee)
Lineage: Eukaryota; Metazoa; Arthropoda; Insecta; Hymenoptera; Apidae
Product: UBX domain-containing protein 4
Exons: 7
Coding region: 327-1928 (533 amino acids)
Molecular function (GO): protein binding
Source: RefSeq, a predicted model, not a curated record